AUGCAUCCCUCCCGGCUCUUUCGCCAGGGAGCAAAGUCUUUGCCCUUCCUCAAGAACGGGAAUUUUGCGCUGGUGGCGGAGGAGACAGUGGAGCUGAGGCCGGGCCUGAAUGUGGUGACUGGGGAGAGUGGAGCAGGCAAGUCGGUCCUGGUGACAGCGCUGGGGCAGCUGCUGGGUUUCCCUGCCGUUGACAACUGCAUCCGGCCGCCUGCGUCCUGUGCCUCAGUGGAGGGCAGCGUGCACCUCCCUGCUUCUUCCGUGAGGUCUGUACAGUCGUUGCUCACUAGGAUGGGUCUUCCCUCGCGCAUUCUGGACAGUGGAGGGGACAGCGCUCAGGAGCUGAUAUUGAAACGUGAGGUUGUCCAUGCGGACAAAGGAGUGCGAAGCAGGUGUUCUGUGAAUGGCGUGUCCACUUCACUGCGCGUGCUUAGGGAGUUGGGUGCGGCCUUGGUGGAUGUCAAUGGCCAGCAUGCUGCCCAGACGCUGCGGGAUCCUGACACGCAGCUAGCGCUGCUGGACCGCAUUGCAAGCACGGGUGCGGCCGUGGCGCGGUACGGGCAGAAGCUGGAGGAGCUACGGGGCCUCGCGCAGCAGGUGACGGCCAUUGAUGCGCUGGGCACUAAGGAGCAGCGCGAGCAGCUGCAGGACCUUAUGGACCAGGUGAGGGAGGCUGAGGUGGAGACGGGAGAGGAGGCGGUGUUGCGGCAGCGGCUGCGACAGAUGGAGGCGCGGCAGGCGAGCGUGCAGCGCUGCGGCAUCGUGCGCACGGGCCUCCUGGGCGACGACGGCUCCGGGGGCGUGCAGGAGGGGCUGCGCUCCGUGCAGACGCAGCUCAAUGCCGUCCUGGCCGACGAGGAAGCCUACGCCGCCGUCCGCGCCGACAGCAAGGAUGAGGGGAGCGGGUCUAUCGACGAGGAGGAGGAUGCGAGGGAGGGGGUGGCGCUGAUGGAGGGCGCUCUGGAAGAGCUGGAGCAGGCCCGCGACCUGCUGGCCUCCAUGGAGCAGAAGGUGGGCGACUAUGCGAUGCGCUUCCGCUUCCUGCAGCUGGAGCACAACGAGGUGAGCCAGCGUCUGGCAGUGCUGGACCGCCUGUUCAAGCAACAUGACUGCUCCUCCUCUGAUGCGCUGUUGGAAGUUGCCGCCAAAGCAGAGGCCGACCUGGACCGCUGGUUUCAGAUGGAAGGGAAGCGGGAGGAGAUUGAGAGAACACUACGACGGAUGAAGCAGGAGCUGGCUGCAGAGGGCACAGUGCUCAGCAAACGGCGGCGGGCAGCCGCCGGGCAGCUGCGCGUCGCCGUGGAGAGCUGCCUAGCAGACCUGGCCAUGGCCGGAUCGCGCUUUGAUGUGCGCAUCGGCUGGGAGCCUUACGCCAAGGGCUUGCACGUGCCCGUGGAGCUGGCAGGGGAGGUGUACGAGGCGGGCAACCAGGGGUACAGGGUGCGGCGCAGCGGCCUGGACGCGGUCGAGUUCCUGCUGGCUGCCGGGCCGGCCGAGCCGCUGAGGCCGCUGGGCGCAGUGGCGUCGGGCGGAGAGAGUGCGCGAGUCAUGUUUGCGCUCAAAGCCGCGCCCGCCAUUGCGGCUGCUUCCGAAAGCGACGAUAGCAGUCCUGCACAGGAGCGGGGUGCAGGCGCAGGGCUUCAAUCAGAAGGUGAUUUUGGGACAGACGGGGCGUCUGUGAUGAUCUUGGAUGAGUUGGACUCGGGCGUAGGAAGCCGGCUGGGCGGCCCGGUCGGGCAGAUGCUGCGGCGCAUGUCGGACUCUAGCGGCACGAGCGCCGCAUCCCAGAUCAUAUGCGUCUCCCAUCUACCUCAGGUGGCAGCGCAGGCGGAGCACCACAUUGUUGUGCGAAAGGCGGUAGAUGCGGAGGGGCGCGCACUGACGCGAUUUGCAGUGCUGACAGAGGAGGCGGAGCGCGCGGAAGAGGUGGGAGCCAUGCUGGGACUGGGCACCUCCGAGGCUCUGCAGAUGAUGCAGGCAGCGAUUGCAUGUCUAGCGCUAGACUUCGAGGACAAGUUCCGCCAUGCGCACCAUGAUCCUGCAGACUUUCCUCCCGUCUCUGAGGGAGAGGAAGGCACUGAGAGCGAGGAGGAAGCCAUUGAAAUCACUGAAGACCAGCUGAUGCAAGAGCUUGACAGCAUGGAACCCUCCCUCCAGCUAGAGCUCACAGCGAAGCUCUCUCCCUCCUCCGACAAGGAGCUGCAGGCGGACCUGCGGCGGGUCAUGCACCUGAGGCAGCGCAGUGCAGAGUACCAGCUGUCGCACUACGCGCCCAACGGUGCACAGUAUGUGCGCCACCGCGACGCCUUUCCCGAUGAUGGCAGCGAAGAGCAACAGCGACGGGUGACAGCUAUCUUGUACGCCAACCCAACCUGGUGCCCGGCCGAUGGGGGCAAGCUGCGCCUGUGGCCGCCCCGGGCCCUGGAGCCCUCGCCAUCCCAGUCCUCUGCCAGGGCCGGCGCUCCCGCAGGCCUUUCUCCGCGUGCGAGCCUGCGCCUGAGCGCCUCUCCCCGCAGCAAUAACGGCGACCUGGCCAAUGGCACUACACAGGGUGUUGGCAGCCCGUCUGGCAGCGGCCGGCUGAUGCAGAACGGGCUCACGCAAAAUGGCCUGUCGCCAGAUGGCAAGCCCACAGCGAGUGGAAACCUGCUGGAUCAGCCGCCACCUAUGCUCAACGGACACCACCAUGGGGGCCUGGCAAACAGAAAUGGCUACCACGGACAUGCGGCUGAGAAUGGACGAGCAGCGUACAGCGACGCGGGCUCAGACACAGCCUCGGUGCAGUCAGAGCCCCCGAGCCUGCGGACGCCGCCGCACCCGCCGCGGCCGCCGGGCAGCAUCGCCAGCAGCAUGCUUGCAGAGGCCACUGAGGCCAGCGCGCUCGACAGUCUGGCCGACGGCGCAAGCAGCGUGGACGAAGGCUCGUUCGCAGACGGGAUACGGGAAAUCAGGGAAGCAGAGGAGCCGGGUGCCAAGAGCACAGAGGUGGGCACGGAGCCGGUGGUGGAUGUGGCGCCCCUGGCCGGGCGCCUGGUCUUGUUCCUGAGCGGGGCUGUGGAACACGCUGUGCUGCCCAACCUGUCCCAACGCAUCGCCCUCACCGCCUGGUGUCAAUAGCUGCACUGACCAUGCCGCCCCUGUGGAGGGUUGGUUCCCUCGACUACACCUUAGCAGAGAUGAGUGUGCCACGCCGUGCGCAUUCCUUCCAAUUGAUAGCACAGUAGACUCUGGAUAUGGAGGCACAGUCAUGAAGGCCAACUGAUUGCUGAGGAUGCAAAAGAUUGUUGAGAAAGAUAGUCUGUUAGAGUCUUGAGAUCUCCCAUCGUGGUCUGCUUGACAACUAUAUACCGUAGUAUAGUACUAGUUGGUGGUGGCAUGUGCAGAUAGCUUACAGAUUGCUUGAUUAGCGAGCAUCAGUGCUAUAAGUAUCUGACACUUUCCAAUUGAAGUUAUCUUGUUGAUAAGUUGUAAGUUGCGCAACUUUC
This is a messenger RNA of Coccomyxa subellipsoidea C-169, 3482 nucleotides long. Its product is annotated as P-loop containing nucleoside triphosphate hydrolase protein. Gene Ontology annotation, molecular function: ATP binding. NCBI's taxonomy places the organism in Eukaryota, Viridiplantae, Chlorophyta, Trebouxiophyceae, Coccomyxaceae. The record is from RefSeq and is a predicted model, not a curated record. The coding region runs from base 1 to 3114 and encodes 1037 amino acids. The transcript is spliced from 19 exons. Gene Ontology annotation, biological process: SOS response; double-strand break repair via homologous recombination; response to radiation.